This is a messenger RNA of Anthostomella pinea, 2277 nucleotides long. NCBI's taxonomy places the organism in Eukaryota, Fungi, Ascomycota, Sordariomycetes, Xylariales, Xylariaceae. The record is from the annotation of a GenBank genome assembly.
AUGUCUACAGGGCAAGCGGCUCCGGCUCCCGGUGCAUCGUCUCCGGCCAUGCCACCCUCCUCUUCCCAGACUUCGAGGCCACAGCGGGUACUUGCCUGCGUGAUUUGUCAUGCACGCAAGGUUAAAUGUGACCGCAAGUUUCCUUGCUCCAACUGUGUCAAAGGCAACGUACAGUGCGUGCCGGCGGCAGUGACCCGUCGUCGGCCGAGGCGUCCACAGCCCGAAAAGGCCCUCCUGGAUCGCCUGCACCAAUACGAGGAGCUGCUCCGCAACAACAGUAUCAAGUUUGAACCGCUCCACAAGGCCCCGACUACCGAGACAGUGUCUCCAAAUACGGAGCAUGAGGCGGCGGGCUAUGCUUCGGACGAUGACCAGCCGCCGGAUGCUACCGGUACUCCGACAGACGCGCCAUCUCCUUCCACCACUGCCAAGUCCGAUAAACCACUGCAAUCUGUGGCCAAGAACUUCUGGCAGCUCGUAAACUCGGGGUUCCGGGACAGCACCGACAACGAAGCUGAUCACAUCGAGGAGGAUGUGCGUGCGGUUAUAGUCAGGAAGGCAUGGGAGCAGGCGACGGGGGACUCGAUAUUCCUUGCGCUUGGCUCGCGAGGAACGCCCAUCUCCCUCUCUUUCCUGCAGCCCGAAACCGUACAGAUAAUCAGGUUCUGGCAGAUCUACCUAGACAACGUCAACCCCCUACUCAAAGUCACGCACGCGCCCAGCUUGCAAGGCCGCAUCAUAGAAGCUAUCGGCAACUUGGGCAAUGUCAGCCCCACCUUGGAGGCUCUCAUGUUCGGCAUAUACUGUGUGUCCAUCAUAACCUUGUCCGCGGAUGACUGUCGAGCCAUGUUUGGCUCGCCGAAGGAAGAGCUCCUCACGAGCUAUCAAACAGCAUGUCAGCAAGCUCUAGUGAACUGCAAGUUCUUACAAACCAACGAUCGAGACUGCUUAACCGCUCUUUUCCUUUACAUGAUUUCGGUCAGUCCCAGCACGGAUCCAAUGACCCUGUCGUCCAUGCUUGGCAAUGCCUAUCGCAUCGCAUGUCGCAUGGGCAUUCACAGGGAGGCCAGUCUUGCGAAGUGCAGUCCCUUCGAGGCGGAAAUGCGCCGAAGGCUGUGGUGGUCCUUCGUACUCUUCGACAACCGCAUCGGUGAGCUGGCUGACAGCAAGUGCGGAUCGCUGAACCCUACCUGGGACUGCAAUAUCCCCCUCAACGUGAAUGAUUCCGACCUCCGACCAGAAAUGAAGGAGGCAGCGACACCCCAAGCCCAAGGGUACACCACUGACACCAUCCACGUUGCCGUCCGCAGUGAGUUUGGGAACUUCCUCCGUCACUAUGAUGCCUAUCUCGACUUCACCAAUCCAUCUCUAAAGCGCCUCACAAAAGACGCACGCGAUAAUGUCCCAGAGAUUCGCGAGUUGGAUGCCCUGGAGAAGAUGAUCGAGGAUACAUACCUCAAACUCUGUGACCCUGAAGUGCCACUCCACUUCUUCACUAUAUGGUUUAUGCGCGGGCUCAUUGCAAAGUGCCACCUUGUUACCGGUUACGCAAAAUCCAACCUACUCCGCGACUCUACCGCAGAGCAGGUCAUUGCACAGCUCGAUUUGGCGACUAAUUAUGCGAUGAGGGCGCUCGAGUGCGAUACAAAAAUAUCCAGCUCGCCCCUCACCAAGAAUUACCAUUGGGUACUCCACUUCCACUUCCCGUUCCCCGCCUACAUCCAGAUCGUCGUAGACCUGAGAAAACGUCCCUUCAGCAAGCAUGCCGAUCGUGUAUGGGAUCUCAUGAGCGACCAUUGCGAAGCCCGUUUCUCCUCCAGUGAAGGUGAAGUCUCCGUCCUGAACGCACUCUUCCAGGUGUUUUCAAAGACGAUACUUCCAGCCUGGGAUGAGCGAGAGGCAGCGGCAAAGGAGUCGCAAAAGCCAUUGGGCCCAACUCCCAGAAUAGUGACAUUUAUCAGAGACAGGCUGGACCGAAUAGCCCGGGAUUCGCAGGGUGGACAGGAUUCCAAUACCGCAAGGCAACAGGCCAGCGAUCUAAUGAACCUGGACGACGUGGACUAUUCCAUGUCGGUGCCCAUGACCAUGAGUCCGAACAGCUUGAAUACGCUGAACAAUCUCAUGUACGGUAUGGGGAUGGGGAUGGGCGGGCAAGCCGGUUCCCCGGGCACGAUGCCCGGGCUAUUCCCUCCGACACCUGCACCGAACUCAUUAGACAUCAACCAGGUGGACUGGGCUCCUAUGGGCUGGGGUCCGGGGGAGCGGCGCGGCUGGUGA